UUACCUAUCAAAAGGGUAAUCCCGUAAAUCACACACAACCUCACUUCUUCUAUACUUGUGUUACAUACACAAGGGGAUAAGAUCCAAACAUCAUUACUCCACCUCACGGCAUUCAUUUCGCCGGAAAACAAAAAUGACUUUCUAAAACGACGCCGUCAUGGUAGAACAACAACAACUCGCCGGAACCCUAACCCUAACCCUCAGCCAACAACAACAACAAACCACCGAUCAAAUCCACUCCCUAAUCUCCCUCUCCCACCAAAUCAAACCCUUCUCCUCCAAAUGGAAAACAAUCCGCCACAAACUCGACCAAAUCCUCUCCAUUUUCACCUCUCUCCCGCCGGAAUUCCACCUUUCCGGCCACCCCAUGACGUCACUUUCCGACACCCUCCAAUUCAUCCAACAAACCACUUCUUCUUGCACCACUUUAGCCCACAAAUGCCUCGAUCAUUCCUACACCGGCAAACUCCUGAUGCAGAGUGAUCUCGACAUUAUUAUUUCCAAAUUCGACAAUUACGUUAACACUUUAACCGAAUUUGUAACCGCCGAUGAGUUUUCGUUGCGUGCGAGUCACGCAAUUGUGGUUUCUAGACCUGGGGUUUCAGCAUCUAGAGAUGAUAUCAAAUUUUACGUUAAUGAUUUGUUGUGUAGGUUUAAAAUUGGAACAAUUGAGAUGAAGAAACAAGCUCUAGUAACCUUUAAUGAGGUGAGUCAAGAGGAUGAAAAAUAUGUGAAAAUUGGUAUGGAGAUUGAUGGGUUUGUUAAUGUUUUGCUCAAGUUUUUGGGGGUGAAAGAUGUUGGGGUUCAAGAAGAGGCGUUGAAAGCGGUUGCGGUUAUUUGUGGAUUCGAGUGUUACAAGAGUGUUUUGGUAGGAAUGGGGGUUGUGGGGUUGUUGGUUAGGGGUUUGGAGAGUGGUAGUGAGUUGGGGAAAGAGUUGUCCGCCAGGUGUUUGAUGAAAUGCACGGCGGGUUGUGAUAACGUUUGGGCGGUUUCCGCGUGUGGUGGGGUGGGUGUGUUGUUGAAGAUCUGCGAAAGCGGUUGUGACGGUGAUGGUGGUGGUGGGGAGUUGGUUGGUUUGGCGUGUGGGGUGUUGAGAAAUCUUGUUGGUGUUGAUGAGAUACGGCGGUUUGUGAUCGAUGAAGGCGCGGUUGAGUUGUGUGUUAAGCUUGUUAGAUCAAAAAACGAGUGUUCGCAGAUAAGUGCGAUGGAGUUUCUUCAGGUUUUGGCAUCUGGGAACGAGUUUGUAAAGGGUUUGAUUGUUAACGAAGGCGGGAUUCGUGUGCUUGUGCGCGUGGUUGAUCGUAAGUCGUCGUAUUCGUCUAAAGCGCGGGAGAAAUCAAUACGGGCGCUCAUGGUUUUGUGUUCGGAUUCAGCUGGGUACAUGAACAGUUUGAAAAACUAUGGGUUUAUGGAUCACAUACUGUACUUGCUUCACAAUGGUGAGGUUUCGGUUCAAGAAUCCGCGUUAAUGGCUGCAUCUUGGCUUUCCGCAACUUCGGAUGAGUUCAAGAAAGCAAUGGGUGAUGCGGGGUAUAUCGCGGAACUUGUUAGGUUUCUCGACGCCAAGUCAUUUGAGGCUCGAGAGAUUGCAGCAGAGACGCUUCUGCGGCUGCUGACAGUUCCCAGGAAUCAAAAACGAUUCGUGCAGACCGAUCAGAAUGUGAAUCUGCUUCUGCAAAUGAUCGAUCCGGAAGAAGGUAAUUCGGGUAACAGAAAAGUUUUACUUUCGAUAAUCAUGUCAUUAACUUUUUGUCAUGAAGGUAGGAAGAAAAUAUUAAGCUCUGGGUACUUGAAAAACAUAGAAAAACUUGCUGAGGAUCAAGUUUUAGAUGCCAAAAAGAUCAUUAGAAACCUCUCAUCGAGUCGAAUUCGAAGCAUAAUUAGGGGAAUUUGGCAUUCUUGAAGUGUAAGUGUAAUUCACUUGUUAAUUGCAUGUAAAUCUUGAUUUUGUUUAAAAGAAAACAAUGAAUAUUAGAUCCUUUGUGUUUAGUUUGUACCCAUUCUUAGAUAUCCAAAUAAAAGUAGGCAAUGCUAUCAAUUCCUGAUUUUGCUCAUGUCUGUUUUCUAUUUUCAAAUAUAUAUUGUACACUGAAUAUAA
Molecule: messenger RNA, 2098 nt
Organism: Helianthus annuus (common sunflower)
Lineage: Eukaryota; Viridiplantae; Streptophyta; Magnoliopsida; Asterales; Asteraceae
Exons: 1
Coding region: 158-1903 (581 amino acids)
Molecular function (GO): protein binding
Source: RefSeq, a predicted model, not a curated record